GGCACCAAGGACCCAUGGUGCUCUGGGGCGGAGGGGGGCAGAGGCAGCGAGACAGAGGCAGAGAGGUUUCAAUCGUGAGGGAACAUAGGAACCAAAGAUCUCCCAACCCCCCCCUCUGCAUCUGCUCCUCAAGGAAAACCAGAGAUACUGAGCAGUGUGUGGGAAAGAGGCGAAAGAGGAAGGAAAAAAAAGGAUUCCAAAGAACAUGAAAGAAAGACAUUGUCAUUAAGCGCACUAGGAAGUUCUCUCUUUCCCUCUCUUCCUCCGUCUCGCACCUCUCUCAAUUUCAUCUUAAAUCCACUUCAAUUUCCCCUAAAGGAAUCAACUCUCCCCUUUCCUCAGCGAGAGGCAGAAAAAGAAGAGCCCAUUCCUCCUGGUAGGUAAACCAGGACUUUCCUCUUUCUCUCUGCUCCGCUUCCCUGCUCCCCUCCCGCUCCCUCCUCUUCACCAUGACGCUGCUGGCCUCUGAGAGGUCACUUCUCAUCCGGAACAAGUUCCGCUCAGUGCUGCAGCUGAGAAUUCAAAAUCGAAGGCUACAAGAAAUCAAUAGGGAUGCAGGGUUAAAAUCCUCUCGCCUCCCCCAAAUUGGAGAGAAGGACCCUGGGGAAACUCAACGUCUCACCGACAGUGAUGGACGUCAGAAGUUGCCCUCUGGUGGUGUGAGCAUUGAAACUGCACAAGAGAGGGCUGUUUGUGGGGGCCAGAGGCAGAGGAAGGUUCACCAGUCACAGGACCCUGCAGAUGGGAUCAGAAGUCCACCUGUAGGCCAGCAGCAGGAACCCACACUUUCCCUGGAGAGCUGUCCUGCCUCCCUCCCCGCCAAUGUCUUCGAAGAUGACAUUUCCCCCUCCCCCUCAUUUGCAGAGCAAUGCGGUGCUCAACAAUCACCAGCCAUUCCCUCAUUACCAGGACUUCCGUGUGACCAGUCACUAAGUGACUGUUCAGCCUCCAGUUUGGCGUUGCUCCCGGCAACCGUGGGCAUCAGGCAACCUGUGAGUGUAGCACUAUGCGAGUCAAACUCUAUGGCAACAACUGGGAGACCAAAUGGGAUAUAUUUGACUUCCCAAACCACGUCUCUAUUACCAAAGACAACACAGCCUCCCAGCCGCAACUGCACAUCAUCUCUGCCAUCUUCCCUGAACCUCAACCAUCUUUCACGUCCACGUAAACCAAGGGACACCAAACCCAAAAUGAAGAAACUUAAGUAUCAUCAGUACAUUCCUCCUGACCAGAGAAGGGGGGCUGGGACUGGAGUGGGAGGAGCAAAACAGAAGAGCCCUAACUCAAUCCAGUCCUUAGACCCAGCCUAUUCCCAUCUUCUAAAACAGCCGCAGGUCUUCCUUCACCUUCAAAUCCUUCAGAAUCAGCAACAACUCACUGUUGUACCCAAUGGUGAGCACAAUGAUCUUAUGAAGUCUUCUGGAGCCUUGCCACAAAAUGUCCAACCUGUCCCUGGGACUACAAACCACUCUCCCACAGACAUAAACCCUGUUUCCAAGCCUGAGCUUCUCCCAUCAAAUCUGGUUGAUUUGACGGUAUCGGAGCUGCGACAGCAGCUGCGUAAGCGUGGGCUUCCUGUCUCUGGCACCAAGCCAACGUUACUGCAACGACUUUGUCCCUUCCAGCUUCAGCAUGCUUGCCUGAGCCCUGCUCCCUUCUCCCAGCUGAGCUCCAGCCUGGACCCUCUCACUCCGAGCCCCCCACUACCAUCUAACCAGAGCCCUGGCUCCAGCUCCAGCUCUGGACUAGACUCACCAAGCUGCAGCCCAAACCAACAGCUGUACAUCCAAGAUGGGGCAAUUCCUAAUGGGAUUCACACUGUCGCUCCAAAUACAGUUCCAAAUGGAACAUUGAACACCGUCCCAAAUGCAUUUACAAAUGCUGCGACAGUUAGCUUGGCAGGUGAACAGUGUAAUCUUACCAGCACUGCCUUCAUGGCCUCCGCCAGCACGGCCUCAGGAACACCAAGUCCCAGUUUACCCAUGCCAUCGUCCUCGCUAGUGCAGUGUGGGACUCCCUGGAGGGCCGAUAAUGAGCAGCAGGAGCAACAGCAGCAAGAGUUGAGUGUGGAACUACAGAUGAGGGAAAGGAUACGCAGCAGGCCCAGGGACCGUUCCUUAAACACUGGUAAUGAGCCUUGUGAGGGAUCCCUUCAUCCAUUCCUGCAACAGGAUCCUGGAUGCUCUAGGAAGACUGAGGCACAUGUACAGUCAGAGCAGUUGUUAAAUCAGGUGUUUUGCUGUCAGCCUUGUGACUUGAUUGACCGCAACUUUGAGCUGCCAGUGCAGAUCACGGCAAGUCCUGUACAGACUGUUCCUGGCAUUCGCAGCUUGGAAGAAGACCUACAAGAGGCUAUUCAGAGGGCGCAGAUGGACCCUCCACAGUCAAUUGAUGACAUUCUGGAUGAGGCUUUCACUUGUGAUGGCUCUGUCAAUGUCUCUGAUCGUAAAUCCCCUGCCCACCUCUCCCCUGACCUUUCUGCCUCACCUCAAAGGGAGCAGUCCCAGUCGUCCCAACAGCACAACAUGGACAGCAACUGCUUGCCGUCACCCCUUUGCUCCUCUCUCUUGUUGGAGCUCCCUCCAUCUCCAGCAGUAAUAAACCCAAACCAAGUUCUCCCAGCUCCUCCCCCUCUCCUCAUCUGCACCUCACCUUUGACAUCAACCGCGAAGUCACGCAAACGACGGGCUCCGAUGCCAUUUGAUGCCGCAGAUUGGCUUGAAACGCUGACAUCUGGUCUGCGCCCUGUUACUCCACCCAAAGCUCCCUUUGUGGAGCCAGAUUUCAGCCUGGAUUCAGACCUGAAUGUGAAUCGAGUUCUGGAUCUACUGAUAGAGAAGUGGUGAGGACACCCCAGACCCCUGCACAUCAAAUGUUUGCAAACUGUUUGUAUGUACAGUGGAGCCAAUUUUUAAGGGUCGCCAGUGGGAGAAGCUUUCUACAUUUUAUUAAGGGCACAAUGUCAUAAAUUUCAAUGGGGUCUCUGCUCCCCAUCACUGAUAGGCUGGCAGAGUUUCUGGCUCCACGCAAUGUCGAGAGCUGGAAUUGUUGCAGCCCUGAGAUCAGACACAGCUUUUAAAGGAAACAUGUGCAGUGUACACUGACUGCUGUUCAAAGCAGUCAAAGCAGGCUUACCCAGAAAAAGAAAUCAAGCAACACAUCGGUGAGUUGACUCACUCCGCAGCACAAUGUGUGGAGCGCAAAACAAAAGAAAACCUGACGGCGUAUUAAGUUAAACAUGCUCCCUGGCUGUGCUGGGAGAAUGUUGUUUCUGACUUAUCUCCAAAACCUGUUGUUGGAUUGGGUUGAGCGUGGCCCCUGGUGUUGACUCAAGUCAUUGAGUCCCAGUUAUUCAUAAAGCCCAUUCAGAGAGUGCAGCAGCUGGGUAGAGAACACAGCAUGUGUGUGGCUCCAGACCUUAACCCUGAUGCCAGACACACAGUCGGCAUGCAGAGGGAGAAAGCUGGCAGAACCCACAAAUAAGACAAGUGCGAGAGCUUGAGCGUAUGUGUAUGUGUGCUUUUAGAAUGCCUGAUGAUGUGCGAGUGCCCACACAAGUCUUGCAAACAUACAACUGCUUCCAUGUAUCAGCAGAAAUGCCAAACGCACUUGUAUUUAUUUGUUUGCUUCCAGUUACGGAUGUCAGUUUGUGAGCAGUACGGCUGAUUUGCAAGGUGAUGAAAGAGAAAGAGGAAAGUCUUUGGGUUUCUGAGUCCUUUUUUCAUUUCAGACGGUUUAAUGUGGAUCCACUGCCAGCAGGCAGCAGCCCUGUUGUAGUUUUACCUGCAUAAUCAUCAGAACAACCACCUUACAUUGCUCAGGUCGCCGUUCUCCAGACGUGCAAUCAGGAAAAAGUAGCUCCUAUACAACUGCACCAAUCAGCUGAGUGAGCUUCCUCACCACUUUGCAAAACCAGGUGGUCCUUUUUUCAGUGAUUAACCCCUAGCAGUGUCUGGCCCCAGUUGGAUGUUUACCUCCCUACUGCCAUGGCCAGUUUUAGCAUGAAAUAUGACCCCAAAACAAGGCCACACCUGCUCAGUAUGUAUAAAUUAAUUUGGAGCCUGACAUUGCUAAACAGCUGUUGGAUUUGAUCAGAAUACAAAAUAACCAGAAAAAGCCUGGAGUAGGAUAAAAAGGAAGUUGCAUAUUUCCAUGAUGAAGAUUUUUUAAAAUAAAAUCCGAUUCUUGGAUGGAUUGAACAAAAUAAACUAAUUAUCAUCCUAUUUGUUUUUUUUGUUUUUAAAAAAAUCCUAUAAGUGAAGUUCAUACAGAUUAGAAAAUAAAACCUAAAUUGACUGCAUAUCAAUUAAGUAAUUACUGAAAGGCUAACUCUGACCUAUUAACAUCUGUUAAAUUCUAAAAUAUUGCAUGAUUUAUUUUGUUAUAUCACAUGAUUUGUUUAACUAAUGAAACUCCAAAAAAACGAAUUCCUAAAAAUCCAAAAGUCAUAAUUUUUUGUGACGAUUGGAUGGGCACAGAAACUUAACGUCUGUCUUUCUUCUAUAUGUCUUGCUUUUCUCCCAGUCAGUUUGGAAUCUCUGGCUUUUCUGUCUGAUGGCAGAAAGAAAAGAUCCUUUUAGCAUUGAAAAUCUAUGGAGCCCGUGACCUGACAUGGGUAAAAAAAAUGAAAUCGUUCUCACAAAUUAUCAUUUUGUUCCCGUGAAUUAUUAUUUCGUUACCACAAAAUCAUAAUUUGUUCCCAUGGAAUAAUGACAUUUUUCCCCGAAUUAUUAAUUUUCUCAAACGAAAAAGUGUUUACAAUGAAGAAAAUCCCCAAAUUGGACUUUAUUCUUUCACAUGAACCAGAAGCAGUUACUUUACGAGCAGUCUCUUUUCUGGCUAGCCCCGAUUUUGUGGCAAAUGGAGUGAAUCUUCUAAUCUACUUUGUUAGAUUUGCUAAGUUUCACUUUGCAAAAUGUGUUAUCACACUGUUUCCAUUAAAUUAUUAAUGCGAAUAAACACAAAUCAACCCACGCCAUAAUUUAUUCACAAACGUGGAUGUGAGCAAUACUUGGAUUUACAGCAGAUAGAUUCAAAUUUCCGCCUGUGUACAUCUCAUUACAAUGCAUGGAAGACGCAAAGGAUGUUUAAAGAUUGGAACUAUUUAUUUUAAAAAGCUCUACAGAAGCAUCGGUAAUCACGUCUCCAUGUCUGGGUUCAUUCACAGUCUCUCCCGGUAUAGUGAGCCUCCCUCCAGCUCCAGUGUUGAACAGUGUCUCUCUGUUCGAGAGGGGAAAAAAAUCGACAACAAUCAAACUAGGGGAUCAUUUAUUUUUGUCUAGAUAAAAAUAUGAAAAAUAUCAUAAGGAAGCCCGAGCUUGCUGCCUGCCCAUCCCGCAGCAGCGCUCUGUCUGUGGGCUAGCGAGCUGCCUGCAUGCCGGCAUAACAAGCGGACGAGCUCAGCCGCCGGAGAUCGCUAUGCCGUCUGUCUGCCGUCCAGCCGCUCACCCAGGGGUAACCCAGCGUAGCGAUCACCUCGCUAUAGUCAAUGGAAACCUCAAUAAUUGAAGUGGCAACAUAUAUUUUAUUUAUAUUACUUAUCACUUAUCUUAUUUACGGUAAAUAUGUAACCGGAAGCAUUUAUUUCUGGUUGAAAAUAUGGGUUUAGUAAAAAGUCACAAUUAUUUUUAGGGAAUGAAUUACUAUUUCGUGGGAAUGAAUUAGUAUUUUCUGUUUUUACCCAUGUCUGGUCACGGGCUCCAUAGAAAGCUGUCAAAGAUCCUUGUAUAGUUUUCAGUAUUAAAAAACGUAACUGAAAAAAAAAAGGAAAAAAUAUAAAAAAAACAGGUUUUGUAAAAUGAUGUCAAUGAAAAUCAUAGCCAUCAUUGAAUAUUACUUGCUGCAAGAAAAAAGUAGAAAAAAAGAAAGAAACAAAGAAAAUUGUUAGGCGGGAGAGUAACAUGCUACCUCCUGUGACUUGAAAGGCUUUGGACUGACACUUGCCUUCUUUAUUUUUUUUUUAUUUCCACUGGAGCACAGUUUUCGGACAAGGCUUAACUCUUGAAACACUUCAUAUUAAAGGAAGUUUGAACAAUCAUCUGGAACCACCAGAGUGUUUUUUUGGUAUCUGUGAUUCAGUUGGCCAUUUUGCUGCUAUAACUUUUAAACUUGAGAAAAACAUGUAAUUUGUUUGCUUUUAUUUAUUAUGUAAUUUGUUCAAGCAAAAGACACCAAUUUUGUUGAAAAUGUGUUUAAAGCAUUAAGAAAAUUAAAGUCUUAAUAGAUUUUUAA
Messenger RNA from Oryzias latipes (Japanese medaka), 6231 nucleotides. Its product is annotated as myocardin. Gene Ontology annotation, biological process: positive regulation of transcription by RNA polymerase II; smooth muscle cell differentiation. Lineage: Eukaryota; Metazoa; Chordata; Actinopteri; Beloniformes; Adrianichthyidae. Gene Ontology annotation, cellular component: nucleus. The record is from RefSeq and is a predicted model, not a curated record. Gene Ontology annotation, molecular function: transcription coactivator activity.